CCAUACGGAAGUUAGUUACUUCCAACGAUACAUGUUCUUAUUUUGUAUCGAUAUUGUGUUUUACGAAUACGUGUCGUUGUGUCGUAAUUUUUCACAUUUGUUCACAAAGAUACAAAAUACCUCUCGUGUUUUUUAAGUUUAUAGAAGUGUUUGUCAAAGACUUUACGCGGAGGGAUCUUACGCACCGGCUCUGGCCUGGAGCGAGAUUUGAAUUGCUCUCUGCUUUUAUCGUUUGUGUUCUCAGCAUGUUUUGAAAUGUUUUUGCGUUUUUUAAUGACACAGUAGCAAUACAUGUGUUUUUAAUACUUUUAUAUUAUAUACACGAAGGAGACUCCACUGUUAUUUGUCAGAUGGCUUCCUUGGAAAUGAACACAGCUAGCACUGACGGAGAUCAGGAGAACAUGCUGAUCCCCUCAAAAGUGGACUCUCAUCCUGUUCUAAACGACACCAACGCCCCCAUGAAUUUCACCGACCUCACGCCUUGUCGGUUUGGCAUCUCUGUCCAGAGUUUUUCUCAAGCAUCAUCACCAAACCGCAAAGAUAAGUCUCGUCUGGCACAAAUUAAGGCUAGGCGGAGGUCCAGCGUUGGUGUCCGAGGCUCCCCAGAGACAAACUCCCUCAUCUGCUUCAUGGCACAACAGAGGAUGAAGACUCCUCCAGUCUCCCAAACGCCAGAGCCCGUCAGGAGUGGCCCCCUACUUCCCCGAGUGGCCUCCAAGCUGAGGCAGAAGAUGGCCUCCUUCCAGGGCCUGAUGGAUGUGGAGGAGAGUGAGGUCUGUGAUCCCGUGCCAAAGCAGGACGGCAACACUGGAGGAUGCAUCAAGACAAGAGAUUAUCUGUCUGAUGGGUACAGCCCUUAUGAAGGGAAGGAGAACCACCCCCUAAUGACGACACCCGUACCCAGUAAGAGGAGGCGCCUGGGUCGUCUGCAGGGCUGCGAGACGGAGAUUAGAGCGGCUCCUAUCCAAGAGGAGGAGAAAGAAACAGGGACGCUGACAUCCAGUGAGACUGUGCAAGAGGCCCACGCUGUGCUGAAAUCCCUAAACCUUCAGGAUGACUUUGAGACACAAGCCUGUUCCAAUGCUCAGAACCUACAGGACGAGGUCUUUGAACUCCAAAGCCCCGGUCAGACACCACCUGAUGAUGCUGCAGCCGCUUCAUCAGCUCUGCCUGCCUCCCCCUUCUGCAUCCCCUCCCUCCCCUCUGUGCAGGAGAUGAAGCCCCCAGGAGAACAUGCAUUUAAGAAGAAGAAGAAGAGUGUGCGUUUUGGAUGUCCGCUCUCUCCUGAGAUCUUUGAUAAGGAACUGCCUCCCAUCACACCGCUACGGAAGGGCGCCACCCCAUCCCGAGCUCCCACACCGGGGAGGAGCUUACUCCCGCGUUCGGUGCUGAAGACUCCGCAGAGGAUCGAACCAAACACCACAAACUCAGCUGGACCUCAGCAGCCCCGUGGAUUGCGGAGCCUCGCCGACAUUUUCCAUACCUCGCAACCGCAGAAUGUCUUCGAUUGGAGAAGACCCCCAGGAGGAGGACGGAAAGAUUGUUUUCCCUGCAAUGGAGAUAUUGACGCAGCAGCAACAGAAGAUACAGAGAGUAGGUUGGACCCACAGCCGCUGAAUUUAAACAGUGCUUUCCGUGCGGAGUCUCUGUCUCGCAGUCUGUCAGAGAUUGUAGCUUCACCCUGCACACCCUCCCUGAUCCGUGCUGUGGAUGAGCCUCCAUCAGUGCCAGAGGAGGAGAAGGUACCUGAAGCAGAGGCUGAAACUCCGACCGGAUCUAGAAACCGAAGGAAAAAGCAGCCAGCAGCAAACCCUGCAGCCAGCAUUGAGGCUCCCUCCCCCUCCAGCAGACGAAAGAGAAAGCAGCCCGGUGAGAUGGAGCCCAUCAGGAGGACGUUACGCUCCAGUGCCAAGUCUGUGUUGGAGAAGAUCAAGACGCGAAAUUCAGCGACUUGGCGGUGGAACAAAGACGUGGACCACUCCCUGUACAGCCACCGGGAGUACGCCUCCCAGAACCCCAAGUUGAGUCCCAUCACGGAGAAGCUGUCCCCCAUCAGACUGACUCCAGCCGCUCAGCAGACUCCCUCCAGCAGCUGCACAGCUCCAAAUCAAGAGACCCACUUGAACCCUGAGAUUUCUAACAAUACUCAAGUCGACCCAACUGUGACAAACGUGCUGGAAAAUCCUUCAGAAGACGCUCUCACAUCUCCAGCCUCCAGUACGGAAAGCUCCACAGGUAAGAGCAGGAAGCCGUCAGUAAUGAGGGGGAAGAGGAGUGGAAAGAAGAAGAAGGUCAGUUUAGCUGAAGACUUCCUGCUUAUUCACGAGACUGGAGGAACCACAGAGGUGCUGUGUGAAGACAAACACACUACAAACCAAGAAGCAUCCUGGGAAACCCCGAGACCAGAGGAAGAAGUAGACGCUGAACAAAGCCUCCACUCUUCUGCAGAUACUCCCUGCACAGUCUCUGAGGGGAAAUUAGAAAAUGAUGGCAGUGUCAACACUCCAGACUCAGAGAGCCUGCCUGCACGGGAAGAACCUCCCAAAACUUUGCCAGUUCGGAGGAAAUCCUCCCAGGGCAGGACGUGCUCUGGAAACAUCUCUGUGGUGCAGGAGCAGGCAGAGCAGCAGCAAAGCAGCCAGAAAGUGGAGGUGCGGGAACAGGAAAGCAGCAGCCGCUCAAGCUCGGACAGUCACGUGAAGCGGACGGCCCCUCUAAACCUGGCCCCGUGGCAGGAUGACUUUAACUUUGAGGAUGUGUUCUUACCUGUGGCCAGCAGAGGGCUGCGCGAGGUGCGAGAGGUGCGCCGCAGCCUGAGGAACCACAGUGCCGUGAAGAACAACGCCAGCCCUGCAGGCCUCGCCUGGUUCCCCCACACCUCCCCCGAGACCUUGAAAGAGACCCGCAGGAGGACCAGGAUCCGACGGCUCAGAUCUGUCCCCGCCCUCUGAAACCUCCACACCCUGAGGAGCGUUCAUGAGACUCUGAAAAGCUGCAGAGGGACGAAUAAAAUCCAUCACCCCUUCAUGCAUAGCCCCCCUGCUUCCUGCAGAUUAAAUGGAAUGAUCCUCCAAAGAAAAGACUGAUUGUUUCAUGUUGGCUGUAUAUUGAUGCCUUUUGUCCUCUGUGAAUUAUAAGUGCUGACCAGUAAUUUGUAUCCAGUUUCCGCCCCCCCACCUCCUCUUCCCUCCCCGCCUGCUAACCAAGCCAGUCAAUACACUGCGAGCCCAAUCAUCUCCGCUGACCACCCCCCAAUCAAUAGCCCACCACUCGGCUGGUAAUCACAGCAUCUUCAGGCUCUCCAAAGUCAUCGCUUCGAGCUCCUCGCUGGUCAAUAUCGCUGUGGAUGGAUGGAGACGUCUGGAGGGGAGGAGGGAAUAAUGCUGGAGUGGCAAUGGUGGGGAGAAAAUGUCAACAAAAAUCUAAUUAUUAGCCUCAAACAACCCUUUUUUUGUUGUUCCUGGAGCUAAUGUUGUUUUUGUUCUGUUGACACACAGGAAAAUAUCUUUUUAUAGGGUUUAGUGUUAUUAUAUAAACUGUGAAUAAUAAGAGCAAAAGUCAAUUGCAUUUAAAUGGAUUCAUGAGAGAUACAUUUGUGUUCCAAUUACUUUGUCUGUGUUCCUGACUCUGAUUAAACGCUCUGGUUGCAAGUUAAAACACCUCAUUAGA
This is a messenger RNA of Eleginops maclovinus (Patagonian blennie), 3669 nucleotides long. RefSeq names its product cell division cycle associated 2 (gene cdca2). Gene Ontology annotation, biological process: regulation of mitotic nuclear division; regulation of chromosome segregation. Gene Ontology annotation, cellular component: nucleus; chromosome. The record is from RefSeq and is a predicted model, not a curated record. Lineage: Eukaryota; Metazoa; Chordata; Actinopteri; Perciformes; Eleginopidae.